Messenger RNA from Pteronotus mesoamericanus, 1083 nucleotides. It is a transcript of the gene DHRS13, whose product is annotated as dehydrogenase/reductase 13. Lineage: Eukaryota; Metazoa; Chordata; Mammalia; Chiroptera; Mormoopidae. The record is from RefSeq and is a predicted model, not a curated record.
AUGGAGACACUGCUGCUGGGCGCGGGGUUGCUGCUAGGCGCCUACGUGCUUAUCUACUACAACCUGGUGAAGGCCCCUCGGUGCGGCGGCAUCUUGAGCCUGCGGGGCCGCACGGCCGUGGUCACGGGCGCCAACAGCGGCAUCGGGAAGAUGACUGCGCUGGAACUAGCGCGCCGGGGAGCGCGUGUGGUGCUGGCCUGCAGGAGCCGGGAGCGCGGAGAGGCGGCCGCCUUCGACCUCCGCCAGGAGAGUGGGAACAAUGAGGUUAUCUUCAUGGCCUUGGACUUGACCAGUCUGGCCUCUGUGCGGGCCUUUGCUACUGCUUUCCUGAGCUCUGAGCCGCGGCUGGACAUCCUCAUCCACAACGCCGGGAUCAGUUCCUGUGGCCGGACCCGUGAGCCCUUUAACCUGCUGCUACGAGUGAACCACAUUGGCCCCUUCCUGCUGACACAUCUGCUGCUACCCCGGUUGAAGACAUGUGCCCCCAGCCGUGUGGUGGUGGUAUCCUCAGCUGCCCACCGGCGAGGGCACCUCGACUUCACACACCUGGACCGCCCGGUGGUGGGCUGGCGGCAGGAGCUGCGGGCGUAUGCUGAUAGUAAACUGGCCAAUGUGUUGUUUGCCCGGGAGCUCGCCACUCAGCUUGAGGGCACUGGAGUCACCUGCUAUGCGGCUCACCCAGGGCCUGUGAACUCCGAGCUGUUCCUGCGCCAUGUUCCCAGAUGGCUGCGCCCACUUUUGUGCCCACUGGCUUGGCUGGUGCUCCGGGCACCAGGAGGGGGUGCCCAGACCCCCCUGUACUGCGCUCUGCAGGAGGGCAUUGAGCCCCUCAGUGGGAGAUACUUUGCCAACUGCCAUGUGGAAGAGGUGCUUCCAGCUGCCAGAGACGACCGGGCAGCUCACCGGCUGUGGGAGGCCAGCAAAAGGCUGGCAGGGCUUGGGCCAGGGGAGGAUGCUGAAUCUGAUGAAGAUCCCCGGCCUGAGGACCCAGGGACACCACCGAGCAGUCCCCACCCUGAGAAGCCAGUUUCUGAACCCUACCCCAGCCCUCAGAGCUCACCAGACUUGUCUGUCAUGCACUGA